UUUUGCCGUCGAGCGUUGGCCAGCGCGGUGGAUAUUUCGCAUAUCCGCAGUGGAGAAUCGAAUCGCUUUGCAUCGCAUCGCAUAUCGCAGCGGUAUCGAGUUUUGAAAUUCUGUUUCGACUGCCAUAAAAAAUAAAUAUAAUAAUUAAUAAACAAAUCCGCUGUGCGUGCCUGUGUGCCUGUGUAUGUGUGCGUCUGUAUGUGUCCCCCGACUCAAUGAAAUGCCAAACUAAAUAAGCUUGGAAAAGUUUUCCAUCCAGUUUUUAUGGCAGCCCAGCGAGGCUCGAAAAAAGUGUCAAUUGAAUUAGCGGCUCGGGUUUUAAGAAAUUAAUAAAGUUCCGAAAAGAGAGAAGGUGUUUGGAUCGCGGAUUUAUAAAUUCGCAAAGGUGUUUCUCUGCAGUAAAAUACCACCUGUGGCUCCUCCUUUCAAUUUUAGCGCCACUCUCUGCAAAUCCUACUUCCAUUUCAGCUAAACAGCGAACGUCGACGGCAGAAAAACAAAUACAUCAACUGAAAGGAAAACAAAGAGGGAAAGCGGAAAAGUGGAAAAGCGGGAAAGUGGGAAAGGAGCAACCGCAGGGCGGCGAGCAUGGCGUAUACGCAAUGCGCAGCAUGUGCUAUUACUAUCGCUGCUACUGCCACGGCCACCUCAAGUCAAUUAGGGAGUUCACACGCCAGCGGGCACUGUAAUUGAAGCCCACACCUGUUCCGUCCUCCUCCAUUAGCUCGGCACCAGCCUUAAAUACUCGAUCCGGGAGCGGAACCCGUGCCAUCCGUGGAAUAUCUACAAUCGCAUCCAGCAGCAUGUCCGCCUUUCGCUACUACUCCAUCACGGAUUUCUCGUUCGAGGGUCCACUGCUGCCGCUGCACGCGGCCACCACCAGCAAGGAUGCCAAGGACUCGGACAGUCCCAGCUCCGAGCUGAACAUACCCUACACCGUCUUCGAGGUCCUGGUGGCUAUCGUCAGCAUCAUCGGCAACGUGCUGGUGAUCAUCGUCUUCCGGCGCGAACGAAAGCUGCGUCGCCGCACCAACUACUACAUUGUAUCUCUGGCCAUGGCCGAUCUGCUGGUGGGCGCCUUGGGCAUUCCCUUCGCCAUCCUGGCCUCGAUGGGUCUGCCCAGAAACCUCCAUGCCUGCCUCUUCACCGUCUCCCUGCUCGUGGUGCUGUGCACCAUCUCCAUCUUCUGCCUGGUGGCCGUCUCCGUGGAUCGAUACUGGGCCAUCCUGUAUCCCAUGGCCUACUCGAGGAAUGUCCGCACCCGGACGGCAAUAUUCAUCAUCUCCAUGUGCUGGGUGGCCGGGACGAUAGUGGGCUUCCUGCCGCUGUUCGGCUGGCACGCGGAUGUCAACCAUAACCAGGAGUGCCUCUUCGUGGAGGUGAUGGACUACAACUACCUCGUCUUCCUCUACUUUGCCACCAUCAUCACUCCGGCUCUGCUGAUGCUGGCCUUCUACACGCACAUCUACCGGGUCAUCAUCAAACAGGUCCGUCAGAUCGUAACAAUGAACCCCGCCUCCGAUCUCAGUCGGCGCUCCUCGGCGGCCGUGGUGCAGGUGACGACACCCGGAAGAGGUGGACACACGGGUACCAUGCUGCGGGUGCUGGGAGCCGCAAGGAAGCGGGACGUCAAGGCCACCCAGAAUCUGUCCAUUAUCGUGCUGUUCUUCAUGAUCUGCUGGAUACCGCUCUACACGAUCAACUGCAUCAAGGCCUUCUGUCCCGACUGCUAUGUGCAUCCCAAGCUGACGCUCUUCUGCAUCAUUCUCUCGCAUCUGAACUCGGCCGUGAAUCCCGUCCUGUACGCCUAUCACCUCAAGGACUUUCGCGCAGCGCUGAAGAACUUGCUGCUGAAGAUGAUGGGCGUGGACAUUGACCAGCAGGCGGAGGCCAUCCACCGCUUCUCGGUGGCCAGUCAGCAUCGCCUGCAGUCCAUGGACUCCAAUAUGCGCUCCACGCAGCCGCGCCUCUAUGUGGGUGAGUAUUCACCCAUUUGGUUGAGGCAGCAGCAGGAGGCCCUGAAGAACUCCCAGCUCCUGCCCAAGUGCGGAGUGGUGUCGCCCUGUUUCAACAACAUCAACCAGACGGUCGCCGCCGUCGCCUCGGUGACCACAGAUCUCGAGCGAGAGAUGUGGAACAUAGUGGAGGCAUCCAGUGGCGCCGAGCUGGGUGAAACCAGCUACGAGUUCCCCUCCCCCGCACCGGGUUCCCAGCGAAGCAGUGAACGGAACAGCAGCUCCACUGUCCCACCUGCGCCUGCUGCCCCGGCGAAGCCCUCAAUUCCGUCCGCCUCCUAUGACAACCACAACUACAGUUUCAGCCAGGAUGAGGACGAGGAUGAUGAUGAUCUGGAGUUCGAGGACGUAUUUGUGCCGGCCAGCUCUGUCCCCAAUCCCGCUCAGCCUGGCAUAGAUCCCGUGGAGCUGCGUCGCUCCCUGGCUUUGGUCAUGAGGGAGAAGUUGCGCUCGGAUGACACGGACUCCAGACCGAUGGGCAACAAUCAGGAUCUUCCCAUAGAUGCACAGUCCAGGGAGAGACCGCUCUCCACUCAAACAUCGCCGACAAAUGGCCCGCUUCCGGCUCUCCUGAGGGCCAAACUGUUUGCUGGCAACUCCAAUAGCGCUCACUGCCUGCCAGGAUCCGCGGCGAGUCCUGCCCCCCAGGAGCAAUCCGGAGUCUUUGUGAUCGAUAGCGAGGCAUGUCCCGGCUCAAAUGGUCACAAGCCCAAGUAUCGAAAGGGCACGGCCUUCACCAGGAGUUCGCUGAAGAAGAGCCGUUCCUGCAACUGUAGUUCCCUGGCCAAGGGACAUGGUGUCCACGAGGAACCCAGCAGUAAUCUCAGCCGGGAUCAGGAGUCCUCCGCGCAGCCACAGCAACAGCAGCCAGCCAGCCAUCCCACGGAGCACUUCUUCAGUCCCCUGAGAUCGGUGGGCAGCUUCAUGCAGCAUUCCAACCUGUUCCACUUCCUCCAGCCCCACGCCGCCCGUCCCACCUCAUCGACGGCCUCGUCCUCGGCCUCCACGCCCACUCCAUCACCACCGCCCACGGGCCACGCGCAGGAGGAAACGGUGCCGGUGGGUCUGACCACCUCCUCGCCAUCCCUUCUGGCGACCAGUGCGGAGAGUUGACCUUUGCGGGGGAAAACGAAGCGGGGUCAGCAGGAAAGUCCACUGGAAGAGGAUCACCAGGAUGCGGAGGGGGCAAGAGGUGACCCCUGAGGAAAUACUCGCAAGUCAAAGCUUUUACGUUAAGUACUUCCCAGCUCUCUUAGGCUCUCUUAGGCUCUCUUAGGCUCUCUUAGACUCUCUUAAGCUCUCUUUCGGAAACGUUGUCAAAUUCUAUAUCGGAUCUAGAUCAAUUAGUUGGGUAGUGACAUAUAGAGAUUAGGAGCUCUAUUCUGAGCGCAUUUAUUUUGAGUGUAUGGUCAUAAUACCUUUCUACGGACUAGUUAGCUAUGUACAUACAUACGUUUAAUGUUGUUAGAGUAUUUACUGUGUAACAUAUAUGUCUGCUUAUGUAUACCUGAACGUCUGUGAAAACCAAGUGAAGCCAUGCGACAUGAAUUUCAAAGUUGAAGUUAAAUAAAGCGAUUAAACCAGAA
Drosophila yakuba is the source of this 3601-nucleotide messenger RNA. RefSeq names its product G-protein coupled receptor 176 (gene AdoR). Gene Ontology annotation, molecular function: G protein-coupled receptor activity. Gene Ontology annotation, cellular component: membrane. The record is from RefSeq and is a predicted model, not a curated record. Gene Ontology annotation, biological process: adenylate cyclase-activating G protein-coupled receptor signaling pathway; G protein-coupled adenosine receptor signaling pathway. Bases 804 to 3128 code for a protein of 774 amino acids. NCBI's taxonomy places the organism in Eukaryota, Metazoa, Arthropoda, Insecta, Diptera, Drosophilidae. The transcript is spliced from 5 exons.